Molecule: messenger RNA, 996 nt
Organism: Spodoptera littoralis (African cotton leafworm)
Lineage: Eukaryota; Metazoa; Arthropoda; Insecta; Lepidoptera; Noctuidae
Source: the annotation of a GenBank genome assembly
AUGAAGUGCUUGUUACUUUUAUUCGUCGUUAUAGCAGCAUGUGCUGCAGGCGUCCUUAAAGACCCGCUUCAGGGUUACAAGGAAGGUGACAGGUACUUCUAUUUCCCGGGAGAUGGCGACGACACUCUUCAUCUUGUCGAUGCGGAAGAACCAGUUGAUUUAGAAUUCAUUGAAGAAUAUACCAGAAAUCCAGCUAACAACGGAUAUUGGCUUUUCACCAGAUUCAAUCCCGGUUCGGCCCAAAUCUUGGUUCAUGGUAAUGUAGCCUCCGUGGUCAACUCAAAUAUCGAUUUUGCAAAGACUACAGUAUUCCUCGCUCAUGGUUGGAAUGGUGACGGUGGAAACACCAUGAACAGACUGCUCACGGAAGCGUUUCUGCAGGAUGAUGACGUCAACGUUAUUGUCCUCGACUGGAGUCGUUUAGCAAACAGGGGCUACACUACAGCAAAACGCGGAACUUCCGAAGUUGGUAGAGGACUCGGUCGCUUUGUGAACUGGCUCGCCGAAUUGGGAUUGUCUUACGAAAGAGUUCACUUAGUAGGAUUCAGUCUUGGCGGUCAUCUUGUAGGAAACGCCGGAAGGGAAACGGGUUCCAGAGUGAAGAGAAUCACAGCUUUGGAUGCCGCUGCUCCUCUUUGGGGUACAGACCGCAGCCGUCUAGCGCGUACUGAUGGUCUGUACGUAGAAGUGAUGCACACUGAAACUACUGUACUUGGAUGGGGCGACCCAUUGGGUGACGCUGACUUCUACCCUAACGGAGGCUCUAACAUGCCUGGCUGCUGGGCUAUUGGAAUUUCAUGUUCCCACAGCCGUUCCUACAAAUACAUGGCCAGCUCCGUGAAACACAAUCACCUUCUUGCCAACGAAUGUGACAGUCUAAGGGAUGCUAAUCGCGAUAGAUGCCGUGGUAGUCUACACCCCAUGGGCAAUAGCGAUCUCAACAAAUCUCGGACUGGAAUAUUUAGAGUCAACACAGGCAGCAACUAUCCAUACUAA